Messenger RNA from Hibiscus syriacus, 387 nucleotides. RefSeq names its product protein RALF-like 33. NCBI's taxonomy places the organism in Eukaryota, Viridiplantae, Streptophyta, Magnoliopsida, Malvales, Malvaceae. The record is from RefSeq and is a predicted model, not a curated record. The transcript has a single exon. The coding region runs from base 1 to 363 and encodes 120 amino acids.
AUGGAAGCACUCAAUUGCAAUCUUGUUUUGAUUUGCGCGACGUUCAUAGCGGCAGCGACGACUACUGCAAUAACUGUUAAUUCGAGUGGGGAUCACCAUAAACACCAGAUCCUAGAAUGGAUACCCAUCGGAUCGCCAUGUAAGGGCUCAGUAUCCGAAUGCUUAGCCGGGGAAGAGUUCGAGCUAGACUCCGAGAUCAGCCGACGCAUGUUGGUAACCACAAGGUACAUAAGCUACGGUGCACUGCAGAGGAACACCGUGCCUUGCUCCCGGCGCGGUGCUUCAUACUACAAUUGCCAACCUAGAGCUCAGGCCAACCCUUACAACCGUGGUUGCAGUCGCAUUACAAGGUGCAGGAGCUGAGCUCUUUUCUUCUUCUAAUUUUAA